Molecule: messenger RNA, 3134 nt
Organism: Trichosurus vulpecula (common brushtail)
Lineage: Eukaryota; Metazoa; Chordata; Mammalia; Diprotodontia; Phalangeridae
Gene: PARP12
Product: poly(ADP-ribose) polymerase family member 12
Exons: 12
Coding region: 78-2045 (655 amino acids)
Molecular function (GO): metal ion binding; NAD+ poly-ADP-ribosyltransferase activity
Source: RefSeq, a predicted model, not a curated record
CGGGAGGCGGGGUGGGGCGCUCGGGCAGUCGCUGGGGGUUCCCAUCCGGCGAAGCGAGCGAGCUGAGGGGCCCGGCGAUGGCCCAGGCUGCCCUCGCCAGCCAGGUCACCAAGGACCUGUGCGCCGCCGGAGGCAGCCUGGAGCUGACGGAGCUGAGCCGGCGGCUCCCGGGCGGCGUCAGCGAGGAUGCCCUGGAGAAGUCGCUGUGCAAACUGGCCCCGGGGCGCUUCGUGCUGGGGACGCGCGGGGGGGACGGCCCGGAGAAGCGGGUGCUCGUGGCCGCCACCGGCGCGAGGCUCUGCCCCGCGUACUCUACCGCCUGCGACGGGCUUUGCGGGCAGCUGCACCUCUGCAAGUUUUUCCUCUACGGAAGCUGCAAAUUCUCGACGACCGGGAAACAGUGUAAAUAUAGCCACCACAUUGAUUCUAUGCACAACAUGAAUGUCUUGAAAAGCUAUGGAAUUGGGGACCUAAACUUGAACGAAUUGAGUCAACUUUUGCUUCAGAAUGAUUCUACACUCUUGCCAGAGAUCUGCGCACACUAUAAUAAAGGAGAUGGGCAGCAUGGUUCUUGUACCUUUAAAAAUGCUUGUGCCAAACUCCACCUUUGUCAGUACUACGUGCAGGGGAACUGCAGGUUUGGCAGCAGCUGCAAGCGGUCCCAUGCCUUUGAUCCUACGUGUCAGGAGAAGCUGAGAAAGUGGGGUUUAAGCGCCACCAUCAUUAAAAGGUUGCCUUCCACUUAUAGAAAUGCUUUUGACAUCAAAAAUGAAAGCUCAGCAACACCUAAAAAAGAAAGAAGAUAUAGCAGUGACUCUGUACCCACUGCUCCUAAAAGUGAUGAAGAGAACAGUCAGAUCUGUUUGUACCACAUUCGAAAGGCUUGUAGCUUUAAAGAUAAGUGUUUUAAGGUCCAUUUUCAUUUGCCGUAUAGAUGGCAGUUCCUUGAUGGGAACACAUGGAAGGAUCUGGAAGAAAUGGAGGAGAUUGAAAAGGCAUACUGUGACCCCAAUAAAAGCCAGUUCCUUACUAGGGUUCCAUGGAGCCCUGGGAUUGCCUCCCUAAACUUUAAUUACAUGACUUGUGCCCAUAACAAAGUUCGACGUCUCUCCACGGCCUCCUCUGUGGUCAAGCCUCCACACUUCAUCCUCACAACCGAGUGGCUUUGGUAUUGGAAAAAUGAUGGUAAUUUUUGGCAGGAGUAUGGCCUAAAGGGUGCUGAACGCCAUGCAGCUGCUGUUAGCAGCAGUGACAUAGAGAAGGCCUACUUGAAUCAGGAGUCACCUGUCCUGCGGUUCUCAGUCGGAAAGCACGCAUAUGAGUUGAAUUUCAAAGCCAUGACUCAGAAAAGCUUACACUUUGGCACUGUCAGAAACGUUUGUCGGAGACCGAAAUAUGUCUCUCUUGAGGAUGUGAAGAUGAAGCAGACUUGUGGUGACAAAUCAGGGGCCCCAAAGGAUGUUCCGUCUCAUUGGGAUAUGUCUGCAUUGCCUGACCUGGGAUUUAAGCUAAUCCCACUUUCCCCCUCUUCUGGAGAGUAUCUGAAGGUCCAAGAACAGUUUUGUCGGACAAUGCGUAACUACGCCAUUCGUAAGAUCGAGAGAAUCCAGAACCCAGCACUCUGGGAAGUGUAUCAGUGGCAGAAAGCUCAGAUGAAGAAGAGUAACGGAGGGCGGGAAGUAGAUGAGAGGUUUCUGUUUCAUGGUACUAGGCCCGAGUAUGUCGAUGCCAUCUGCCAUCAGAAUUUUGACUGGAGGAUCUCUGGUCUUCACGGUACUAGCUACGGCAAAGGGAGCUACUUCGCCCGAGAUGCUGCUUAUUCUCACCAUUACAGUCAAUCUUCCCUGAAAUGCCAGCCCAUGUUCUUGGCCCGUGUUUUAGUUGGAGAGUUUACCAGGGGCAGUUCCUCCUAUCUUCGGCCUCCUCCCAAAGAAGGUCAAAGCAGUGUCUUCUACAACAGCUGUGUGAACAGUAUGAGUGAUCCUUCCAUCUUUGUGGUCUUUGAGAAGCACCAGAUUUACCCAGAAUAUCUCAUUUGGUACUGAGCCUCUCCACGGAAAGUUUGGAAUUCCUGACUCUACUUUCUCUAAAACAGCUAGUACUGAAAUGAAGAUUUGGGGGCGUGGACAUUUCUCUGCUUCUUUUGGUGUCUUCUUUCUUAAAGUCAAGGAAGAACCAUGCAUUGUUUUUGAAAACCAUUUUUAAAAAGUUUUAAUGUCUUACUUUGCACUAAUUUCCUCAUACAGGUGUAUCACUGACUUUUGGCUAAAGGAGAAUUUUCUCUCAUAGCUCUCCCAUAGGUUGUUUACUUCUCCUUCCUGUACCAUAACGUCAACAGCAGAGCAACUGAUGAAUAUACGGUGAUCGCCGAGCCUAUUUUUUCCUUUCUAACCAUGUCAGACUUUCAUUUGUCUUCGUUAAGAAUUCUGUUGUCUGGGUGCUUUACUGGUAAGACCAAAAUUGUACUGAUUCUUUCAAAAAGUCUUUUAUUGAGAUCUCAUGUUCUUAUAUUCCCUUCACUUCUGAAUCCAUCCCUUCCCUGCCUUAUGAGCUAUGCCUUGUGACGUUAACUAAAAAAGAGCAGCUCAACAAUGUUCAAUGGUUUAUCAGCUUAGAUUGGCAGUAUAUGCACUGCUCCUCACCUGUAGUCUCCCACCUCUUCGAAGAAGGCAGUGCUUUCCUUACAGGCUAGUUGUAGUUUGGGAAUAUGCUAAUGACCCAACGUUUAGCCCUUUAACAUCUGCUAUUUGCAUUAGCCUACUCCUCACCACAUCGUGGCUGGUAGCAGCUGGAAAUGUAUCUGCCAAACCCGGCUCCUGCAUAGGGAAAGGCAAAAAUGCUUUUGUGUUUUACUAGGUGGAUUUGAGGCAGAAGCUCAUAAGUGAUUCUUCCCUUACUGGGGUUGUCAGUUAGGAGUUUUUUAAAAUCAGCGUCUACUCUGUGGCGUAGACUAACCAUUUAUGCCCAUCGGCUCCCAACUUAGCCACUUUCUCCUUUGGUCAGUAGUAUGAAAUGUUAUUCAUGCUGGUUAGGAGCGAGUCAUACUGUUGAGUAUGAGUUUUAUAUCUGUGUGAACUUACGCGAAUGUAUGUCAUGAAUGAACAUGGAAAUAAAAGGAAAUUUAUCUACAAAUA